Messenger RNA from Parathielavia appendiculata, 1000 nucleotides. Its product is annotated as quinone reductase. Gene Ontology annotation, molecular function: oxidoreductase activity, acting on NAD(P)H. Bases 1 to 873 code for a protein of 290 amino acids. NCBI's taxonomy places the organism in Eukaryota, Fungi, Ascomycota, Sordariomycetes, Sordariales, Chaetomiaceae. The record is from RefSeq and is a predicted model, not a curated record. The transcript is spliced from 4 exons.
AUGCUCACAAAGGGCGGCACUUUAGUAGUCACCGAAUGCACCACACCGGAACCCGGCCUCCAUGAAGUCCUUAUCGAGGUACAAGCCGUCGCUCUCAACCCCAUAGACGUCUCACAGCAGGACCGCGGUCUCCCACCCGUACCCAUGUACCCGGCCGUCAUCGGAUGCGACGCAGCCGGUGUCGUCCCCAAAGUGGGCACCCACGUCUCCACGGUCGCGCCCGGCACUCGUUUCCAGAAGUACGCCCUGGCUCAGUCCGAAGUCCAAGGCGCCGGUCGCCCCCUGGGCUUCAAGACCGCUCCGUCCGCUUGGACGACACUCGGCAUCCCGCUCGAGACCCGGUACGUCCUCCAGGACGAGCACGGCUCCGCCCGCACGCUAGGCUUCACCAUCUACGCCACCGCCAGCACCAAACACCACGCUUACUUACGGAGUCUCGGCGCCGACGCCGCGUCCGACUUCCACGACAGCGACGUGGUCGCGCAGAUCGUCACCGCCGUCGGGAAGGAAGGAAUUGAGCUGCGCACAGCCCACUGCGUCGUGCCUCGCGGCCUGCAGCCCAUGCCGGAGGUCCUCAAGCAGACGAAGGGGAACGCCGCCGCCAGGGUCGCCCACUCGCCUGUCCUGCUUCCGGGCCACCCGACGCUCGACAACACCGAGGUCAAAUUCAACCUGCCUCCUUUAGACCAGGCGGGAAGGGACAAGCACAUGCAUCAGUGCUUCCACGGAUGGCUGCGGGAGGGUCUCGAGUCCGGCAGUGUUGUCCCGAGUCCCAGAGUUCAGGUUGAGGGGGGUGGUCUCGCGGGGUUGAAUGCGGCGCACAACAAGCUGAAGGCUGGCGUCAGCGGGGUCAAGGUUGUUGUGCGAAUCUGAUUGUUGUUCGAUGAGGUCAAGAGGGUUUUGGCCGGCCGUUCGAUUCCAUGCCAUUGUUGUUGUAACUCGAUUACCUUACCUUAGCUGAACUGAGCUAAGCUGCUCAGGCACAAGUGCCUUGACCAGU